This is a messenger RNA of Mercurialis annua (annual mercury), 1788 nucleotides long. RefSeq lists its product as uncharacterized. Bases 1 to 1788 code for a protein of 595 amino acids. The record is from RefSeq and is a predicted model, not a curated record. Lineage: Eukaryota; Viridiplantae; Streptophyta; Magnoliopsida; Malpighiales; Euphorbiaceae. The transcript has a single exon.
AUGGAUAGAAAUUGGAUAAAUCAUAAGGGUAUAAGUGAUAGAAGAAAGCCGGAUUACAUUAAGGGAGUUAAUGAGUUUCUAGAUUUUUCUUUUAUUAAGGUAGGGAGAUGUGGUAAAAUACGAUGUCCAUGCAAUAUUUGUAUGAAUGGAAAAUUUCAGACGCGAGAAUCUGCAUUCAACCAUUUGAUUGUUUAUGGAAUAUUAACUGAUUAUAGGAAAUGGUCUUUUCAUGGAGAAGAGAGUGACGAGGAGUUAGAAGACGAUGAAGAUGAUUUAGAGGUUGAUGAAACAAUUAAAUUGGUUCAUGAUGUCACUAAUGUUAGAGCGUCAGAUUUUACUUUUAGGGAAAGCGAGAUGUGUUGUGAAAAUAUAGAAAAUGAUGUGCCUGAAAAGUUUUCCAGAUUAAUGAAUGAUGCUGAUAAAGAGCUCUUUCCUGGUUGUAAGAACUUUUCAAAGUUAGAAUUCAUUCUACAUCUUCUCCACAUCAAGUGCAUCAACAGUUGGAGCGAUAAAUCCUUCACCAUGUUACUUACACUGUUAAAGAAAGUAUUUCUUCAUGAUGAGACAUUUCCACAUAAUUCUUAUGAAGCAAAGAAGUACAUGCGAGACCUGGGAUUAAAUUACAAUAAGAUUCAUGCUUGUAAAAACGAUUGCAUCCUUUAUCGGAAAAAUUAUGCAAAUGCAGAAAGUUGUCACGUGUGUGGUUGCUCUCGGUGGAAAAGUAAUGAGGAUAAAACUGAUAUUGAAAAAUCAAAGGCAGUUAAAGGAAAAAAAAUUCCUAACAAAGUCUUGCGUCAUUUUCCGCUAAUACCAAGACUUCAACGGCUGUAUAUGUCCUCAAAGCUAGCAUGCCAUAUGAGAUGGCAUAAAGAAAAACGUUGCGAUGAUGGCAUUUUGAGGCAUCCAGCUGAUUCAAAGGCUUGGAAAACUGUUGAUCAGACAUAUCCAAACUUCUCAUCAGAUCCACGCAAUAUUAGACUUGGUCUAUCAACAGAUGGGUUUAACCCAUUUGGAAAUCUAAGCACUUCAUAUAGCAUUUGGCCUGUCAUAGUAGUUCCAUAUAACUUGCCACCAUGGAUGAGCAUGAAAAGUGAUUUUUUAAUGUUAUCAUUGUUGAUCCCAGGGGAUAAAGCCCCGGGAAAUAACAUUGAUAUUUAUUUGGAACCUUUGAUAGAAGAGCUAGAAGAAUUAUGGGAGGUUGGUGUUGAGUUUUAUGAUGCUUUUAGUUCAACUACUUUUAGUCUACAUGCAGUUUUAUUGUGGACUAUAAGCGACUUUCCGGCUUAUGCAAAAUUGUCCGGUUGGAGCACAAAAGGGAAAUUGGCAUGUCCUUCUUGCAACAUCAACACAUGCUCCCUCCAACUGAAACAUUGCCAUAAGUUUUGCUACAUGGGGCAUCGUAGGUUCUUAGAAGCUAAUCAUAAGUGGAGGUUUGAUAAAAAAUCUUUUGAUGGUAAUGUGGAAACGAGGGCUGCUCCUAAACAACUCUCAGGUGAUGAUAUCCUUCGUCAAUGGCAUGGUUGUGAGAAUAUUGUUUUUGGAAAGCUGAAUAAAAAAAUAAAAGGAAAAAGGAAAAAUCAAAGUUAUGAACAUGAACUGAAAUAUAAUUGGAAGAAAAAAAGCAUAUUUUUUCGACUUCCGUAUUGGAGUAAGCUUCUUAUUCGUCAUAACUUAGAUGUGAUGCAUAUUGAAAAAAACAUUUGUGACAGUAUAUUAGGAACACUCAUGGGGAUUGUUGGAAAGAGUAAAGAUACUGUGAAUUCUCGAAUCGACAAGUUUAUUAUAUGA